Messenger RNA from Pygoscelis adeliae (Adelie penguin), 771 nucleotides. RefSeq names its product family with sequence similarity 166, member A (gene CIMIP2A). NCBI's taxonomy places the organism in Eukaryota, Metazoa, Chordata, Aves, Sphenisciformes, Spheniscidae. The coding region runs from base 1 to 771 and encodes 256 amino acids. The record is from RefSeq and is a predicted model, not a curated record. The transcript has 8 exons.
AUGGCAGCCCCGAAGGAAAAUAGCCUCUUCCCUCCCAAUCCCUACUAUAUCCCCGGCUACGAGGGCUUCGUCCCUCAGUACAACUAUCAGUUUGGAGAAACCUUUGGCAAAACGCUGGCACCGCUGCACAAGGAGAAGUUCGUUGAGGACUUCAGCGGGACGAAGCACGGUGUCCAGGGUUAUCUCCCUGGCCGUCCAGGGUACUUUCCCUAUGAGAAAGCUGGGGCUGCAACAAGCUUUCCUGAACCAGUCCUUGGGCCAAAACCUCCCCCGCCGGGGCCAGAGCCGGCAGAGGAAGAGCUGAUGAUGAUGCACAUGGACCCUCUGCCCCAGCACCUCCCCAGCGAGUAUCCUGUAAAAAUUGAAGGCGUGACACUGCCAGGAGUGGCUGGAACAGUGGAUGUGGAGCAAGAUAAUCGUUUACCGAAACUGGACAUACCAAAUGCGAUCCAACAGAAAGUCAUUCCAGGGUACGCUGGAUUCAUCCCCCGCCUCACCUGGGUUAAUGGCGUGAACUACAUCCAGGGUGUGAAGGAAGCAAUGAAGGAAUUUGACCGACAUCAGUUUUUGCAGAGAAACCCGGCUUGCAGCUUUGGCAAGAGAUUUCCCCAAACAUACUGGCCUAACAACAGAAUUUACACCAGUGCUGGACUGAUACCUUCCUACAUGGGCUUCGUACCAGACCUCCGACACACCUACGCGCUUACUUUUGGAAACGGCACCCGAAAAGCUUACCAAAAGGAACAAAGGAGACGAGCUUGUGCACUGUGA